GGAAUAAAAAUAAUAAUAAAGUUUUUUUAACCAUUAAAAUCAAUAAUGAAUAAACACAGCUGGGAUGAAGCUAUUCGCGCUUCGUCUGAUUUGGCAAGAACCUCCGCGGCUGCCGUAGACCGGAAGUGAGACAACAAACAUGGUGCUGGAGAAGAAAGCUUCCGCGCGGGUGGAGGCGGGCCAGCGGCGGGUUUUGGAUGAGGCCACCCGUCAGAGGAGGCUGACGAGGCAGCUGGAGGCUCUGGAGAAAGACAACUUCCAGGACGACCCCCUGUCCUCCCUCCCUCCCCCAGGUCCUACUGCCCGCCUGCCCGCCUUCAGUGAGACAGAAGAACCAGAGAAGAAGAAGAGGAAGACGAGGGGCGAUCACUUCAAGCAGCGUUUCAGGAAGAACUUCACCACCCUGCUGGAGGAGGAGAACCUGUCGGAGAAGCCGGAGCCGAACUACCUGUCUGCGGCGGCCCCGCCCUCCUCGCUGCCCCCCCGACACUUCUGCUGCGUCUGCGGUUUCCCCUCCCACUACACCUGCACCACCUGUGGGGGGCGCUACUGCAGCAGCAGGUGUCUGUGUACACACAGAGAGACCAGGUGUCUGAAGUGGACGCUGUAACUGCCGCCUGGUCGCCGUGGUGAUGAGGAGGAUGAGGAGGAUGAGGAUGGUGCUACCUGCUCUCUGAGACAGACAGACAGACAGACAGACAGACAGACAGACAGACUUUAUCAGCCUCUAUGACAGAACACUUCCCAUGAUGCCUUGCUUGACUUCCCUCCACUGAGCCGACGGCGUGCUGCAGGCGUCUUCUUCUUCUUCUUCUCUUCUUAAAGUAGAGGUUGGUCUCCUCAUCUGUGCAGCUACGGACGGUUAGCUUAGCAUAAAGACAGGAAGCUCCCAGCAGCUCUAAAGCUCUUUGUGGAUUCAACCAAUCAGAUCUGAGUGUGGAUGAAGGCGGACGUUCAGCCAGCCAAUCAGGGCCGAGAGGAGGCGGGGUUUAACACAUGCUCAACAGUUACUGGAUUAUCCCCCCCCCCCCCGCUUUUAUUAAAGACUCUGAUAUUCAACUCUU
Dicentrarchus labrax (European seabass) is the source of this 1064-nucleotide messenger RNA. It is a transcript of the gene znhit1, whose product is annotated as zinc finger, HIT-type containing 1. The transcript has 6 exons. The record is from RefSeq and is a predicted model, not a curated record. Gene Ontology annotation, cellular component: Swr1 complex. Bases 140 to 610 code for a protein of 156 amino acids. Gene Ontology annotation, molecular function: nucleosome binding. Lineage: Eukaryota; Metazoa; Chordata; Actinopteri; Moronidae. Gene Ontology annotation, biological process: chromatin remodeling.